AUGAGCAGCGUUCCAGGAGGUGCAAAAACACUGGCCAAGAGAAAGGCCACGCAAGAAAACAAGCUCAAGCAGCAGCUGCAGAGCCAGCCAACGUCCACACGGGCUGCUGGCGCCGGCGGCUCAUCGUCCACGAUGCUCAAGAUCUACACCGACGAGUCGCAGGGUUUCAAGAUCGACCCGCUCGUCGUGCUUGUUCUGGCCGUCUCGUUCAUCUUCUCGGUCGUGCUACUGCACGUGCUGGCCAAGCUGACCGGCAAGUUCUUCUAG
Ogataea angusta is the source of this 267-nucleotide messenger RNA. RefSeq lists its product as uncharacterized. The record is from RefSeq and is a predicted model, not a curated record. Lineage: Eukaryota; Fungi; Ascomycota; Pichiomycetes; Pichiales; Pichiaceae. The transcript has a single exon. Bases 1 to 267 code for a protein of 88 amino acids. Gene Ontology annotation, cellular component: Sec61 translocon complex. Gene Ontology annotation, biological process: intracellular protein transport.